Messenger RNA from Pogoniulus pusillus (Red-fronted tinkerbird), 3077 nucleotides. It is a transcript of the gene DEPDC1, whose product is annotated as DEP domain containing 1. Gene Ontology annotation, biological process: intracellular signal transduction. Gene Ontology annotation, cellular component: transcription repressor complex; nucleus. The record is from RefSeq and is a predicted model, not a curated record. Lineage: Eukaryota; Metazoa; Chordata; Aves; Piciformes; Lybiidae. The coding region runs from base 87 to 2546 and encodes 819 amino acids. The transcript is spliced from 12 exons.
CCGCGGCCGUUGCGCUGCGCCGGGCGGAGCUGGCCGGGGCUCCCCCUCCGCUCCCCCUCCGCCCCGCCGGGGCUGCGCUGAGGGACAUGGAGGGGCGGCCGGCAGCCCCCGGGCCCUACCGAGCCACCAAGCUGUGGAAUGAAAUUACAAAAUACUUCCGAGCAGGGAUGCCACUGAGGAAACACAGGCAACACUUCAAAAAGCAUGGAAGCUGUUUUACUGCCUCAGAAGCUGUGGACUGGCUCCAUGAAGUACUAAGGAACAACAGUAACUUUGGUCCUGAAGUGACUAGGCAGCAGACUGUCCAGUUAUUAAGAAAGUUUCUCAAGAAUCAUGUCAUUGAAGAUAUAAAAGGGAGAUGGGGAGCUGAAAAUUUAGAAGACAAUGGUGCACUUUACAGAUUUCCUUCAGCAUCUCCAGUCAAAUCUCUACCAAGCUUGUGUCCACCAAAAGAGAACUUGGGAAACUUCUCUAGAGACAAGGAAAGACUUCUUAAAUUGCCACACUUAUCCAGGAGACCUUUCAAAAAAAUAGAGUUGCUGCAGUCUCUGGAAAACACAGGGAAACCAAUCCCAGAUAUAACAGAGGAAAAGAAAGCAGAUAAGCUGCACAGGAAUGAAAUAAGCCAGGAAUAUGUGGAAGAAACUUGGAGAAAUGUCAUUCUAAUACAUUUACAAACCAUUUUAGGUCUCCCAUCUUUGGAAGGUGUUUUGCAGCCAACACAGAUCGUUCCUGAGUACAUUAUAUACAACAUGACCAACACAAGCAAGCAUGGGGUUGUCAUUUUGCAGAACAAAGCAGAUGACCUCCCUCACUGGGUGUUAUCAGCUAUGAAGUGCCUCGCUUACUGGCCUAGAAACAAUGACAUGAGCCAACCAACUUACAGUGGCUUUGAACGAGAUGUCUUCAGGACAGUUGCUGAUUACUUUCUGAGUCUCUCUGAACCAUUGCUGACUUUUGAGUACUAUGAACUUUUUGUGAACAUCUUAGUUAUGUGUGGCUGCAUCACAAUUCCAGAUAGAUGCAGUGGAAAACAUUCUGUCCAAGAUGAGAAAUGUGACUCUCAACCUUCAAAAAUUCUUCACUUGAACUCUUUCAAAUCAACUGAGUGUCUUCUUCUCAGCCUGCUUCAGAAAGAGCCUGACAAAAGAAAGAAAGAGCAUGAAGCUUUCAGGGAGUCGUCGUCUUCAGGAGAGUUAAGUGUUCAAAAGCAAUGUGCCAAGAAACUGCAGCACCACAAAGUGAGAUGUGCACCAGGUAGUGUUGAGAAUCUCAUAGGAGGAAGCUGUCAGAAUCUUCCAGGUUUCAGGAAUGAACAAAAUCCAUCUCAACCAUUUAGGACCAGGUGUUACUCUUUGGAAGGGAUUGGAGAUCCUACUUCAAGUGUACAUAAUAAUGGAGAAUCUGUGUUCUCAUCCCUUUACCUGAGGGAAUCAAUGCAGGACACAAGGAAUGGAAAACAAUCACUACUGCAUGAGCAGAACACUAAGUGUGACCCGCAGCCUGGUUUUGAUAGCACAGCUCAAAACCAACUCCUUGGGAUCAGGAGAGCAUCUGCCUCAACUCUGCAGGAUAAAGAGCUGUUGGAUGAACAUCACAGAUCAAAGCAAAUAGGCAGGUCUCUGAGUUUGCUUGGCAAGAGGAAUUCCAAAAGCUGCUCUAGCAUUAAUAUGCCAGUUGCUGAAAUCACAGUAAAACCAGAACCUCACCUUUGUGGGCAAGAAAAAACAAGUCCUGGUGUGGCUACUUCAGUGGGCAACAAGACAGAGGUUUCUGCUGUCGCCAUCAAAAGGAGACUCUCCACAAGUACCACAGAACUCUCAGAGCACUCUUUCCCUCACUCCUCUUGUAUGUUGAGUGGCACACAAAAUCUCCUGCAGCCUCACUUGGAAAGGAUUGCAGUGGAAGCCCUACAGAUCUGCUGCCUGCUCCUGCCUCCACCAAGCCGCAGGAAGCUGCAGCUCCUGAUGCGCAUGAUGGCGCGGAUCAGCGGCAACGUGGACAUGCCGCGGCUGCACCACGCCCUGGGCACGCGCUCUCUGAUGAUCCAGACGUUCUCUCGCUGUGUGCUGUGCUGCUCAGAGGAAGUUGACCUGGAUGAGCUGCUUUCCACACGACUGGUUUCAUUUCUGAUGGACCACCAACAGGAAAUAUUUCAAGUCCCAACUUACCUGCAGGUCACAGUGCGAGAUCACAUCGAAUAUAUGAAGGUGACUCAGAGCAAAUGUCCAGAGGAAGAAAUCUGUGCCAUAUUGCCAACCUAUUCAUACUGCAAACAAAUAACACCUCAGGAGUUUGAAGAACAGAAGGUUUCUACCUCACAAGCUGCAGUCGCAGAGCUCUUGGAGAACAUUAUCAAGGAUAAAAACCUGUCUGUGAAAGACAAAAAGAAAAAGUUAAAGCAGUUCCAGAAGGAAUACCCUCUCAUCUAUCAGAAGAGGUUUCCUACCACUGAAAAUGAAGCCAUGCUCUUGGAGAACAAACCUACCAUCAAACCCCCCAUGCUUAGCUUGAGGAAACCAAGAUUUCGGAGCCUCAGAUACUAAUUUCACCACAUUUCAGCUGCUUGGUUCUUUGUUGGAGGAACAACCCAGUUACCAAAGGGCACUCCCAACAAAUUUGCUGGUGGCUUUGUGAGAAGAAGGAAGAAAUGUUUACAUGGGCAUUGUGUCAAGGUGCCAAAUUCACUCUUUAUGUUAUUUUGUGUGUGUGUUGCAGAGAACUUUUGGACUGAAAGAGUAAAUAUUUAUCAGUUUACAAAUUAUUCCAAUAUAUUCUACUCAGUAAAAGUGAAUCUAAACAGAAAGCUAUUAACCAAAAAUAUCUCUUGUUUUCAUGUGGGAAACUAAUCAUAUGGAAAAUAUUGGAUUUUUUUUAAUGUCUGGGCAGGAAUUUGUGCCAUUUAUUCUCUUUUUUAUAACUUUGAAAUGUUUGUCUGUGUCACUUAAGUGCCUUCUUCACCUGUUUGUCAUUUAAACAAAAUGUUUGAGUCGAGGAUUAAUUUAAAGAGUUGUUUUUGUUUGUUUCUGAAGGAGCCAGAAAUUCACCAGAAAUAAAUUAUCUGACUUCCAAAAAUA